Messenger RNA from Gilbertella persicaria, 1321 nucleotides. Its product is annotated as Elongator complex protein 4. The coding region runs from base 12 to 1289 and encodes 425 amino acids. Gene Ontology annotation, biological process: tRNA wobble uridine modification. Gene Ontology annotation, cellular component: elongator holoenzyme complex; transcription elongation factor complex; cytoplasm. The record is from RefSeq and is a predicted model, not a curated record. Lineage: Eukaryota; Fungi; Mucoromycota; Mucoromycetes; Mucorales; Choanephoraceae. The transcript has 4 exons.
CUUUUUGUAGUAUGAGCUUUAAGAAACGCAACGCAGACCAACAACCUAAACUUCCUUCUGGUUCUCGCCUAAGCGCUUAUAAUGGUCAACUCUUGAUAUCCACCGGUGUUCCUUCUUUAGACGAUAUUCUCGGUGGUGGUCAACCUGUGGGCACUAUUAUGCUUAUUAAAGAAGACCGCGCCACAACUUAUGCACAACUUUUACUCAAAUAUUUCAUGGCACAAGGCAUUAGUUCAGGCCAUCAUUGUGCUAUUGCUUCCCGAGACGAAGAUCCUGAAGAGAUGCUCAAGACACUCAUGUGGUUAUCCACCUCAGACCGUGACGACGACGAUGAUGAUGAUAAAGUAAAAAAUGCUCGCACAGACGCAGAAAGUGAUCGUAUGAAAAUUGCUUGGAGAUAUUCUCAUUUAAAGCGAUUUGAGACAGGCGUCAAACCCAAACAACCUUCUCCUAUCACUUCUGUCACCAAAGAUCAAAAGCAAACAGAUAAUGCACAAGAGCCUAAACCUUAUUGUAGCCAAUUUGAUCUAACAAAGCGCAUACCAGCCAACAUCUUGGAAGAGGCACAUACAGAAAUCAUGCAAUGGACACAUGAAUUGGACGAAAAAGACGAUCAUGAUGACUAUAGUAUCUUGUUGGAUAAGAUUCGUCAAGUUGUAUUGAACGGCAACUUUAGCUCUGCGAUACCCGUUGCACCAGGUACACCUCGCCAUGCUUUAAGAGUAGCAAUUCAUUCAUUAGCAUCACCUAGUUGGCAAUAUAAGACACCUAAUGAUCUAUAUAAAUUCUUUCAUGCACUUCGAGGUUUGCUUCGUUUUUCAUUUGGUACAGCAAUUGUGACAAUACCUGCUUAUCUUUAUGACGAAGUGCCCAAUGUUAUGAAGCGUAUUGAACAUAUGGUGGAUGCUGUCAUUGAAAUCGAAUCCUUUGCAGGUGAUCCUGUACAUAACGAAGCUGCUUAUACACAGAAUUAUCAUGGUUUCUUCCAUGUACAUAAACUCCCUGUGCUUAACUCGCUCUUGCCUCCCAGUACUAAACUAAGUGUCUUGUCAGCAGGAGGUAGUAAUGAUUUAGGCUUUAAGCUUCGUCGCAAACGAUUCGCUAUUGAGACUUUUCAUCUGCCUCCUGAAGGAGGUGUUGUCACACGUCGCACUGAACCACCAUCAACAUCUGAACCCAAGAAAGAGAGUUCAAAUGGCGCUACUAAAACUGGUUUAUCUUCACUUGCUAGCAAAAAAAAGAUUGGCUGUGGUUCUACGCCCGGAAAAGUAGAUCCGUUAGAAUUCUAAUUAAUAAAACCUGUCUUUUAUUUUUUAUUAAA